AUAUCUUCCAACUCAACCGCCGCUUCCUGGCCGGCCCAGGCAGCCGCCUCAGGCCCCGCUCCUCUCUGAACCGUUACCCAAAGACUGUCAUCAUCCACCGGUAAAAAAAAAAAAAAAAAUGCAGACAGGGCUCCUCCGCUCGGUCUGCUGCCGUGAUGAGUGAAUGAAGAGGCCGAAACCCGCAGAUCCUCAGCAGAAGUCCCGGGACUCGCUGGUAGCAGUGUCGGGGUCGGAGCGGGGGGCAGCCUGAGGCGUUGCAGCCGUGGUGAUGGUGUUGGACUCAGGUGAAGUCUUCAUGGAUCAGGUUGAGGGUCAAAGCGUCAGGAGGAGCAGGGACCUGUUGGGGCCAAAUGUCCGAGCAGAUCCACCAAAAACCACUAGCAGCUCUGCUGCGACAGCCAGACCGUCGGCCAAGAGAAGCAAUGUGGCCAAGAAGGAGAAGGUGUCCCACAACGGACUUCCAGCACAGACGAACAGCGGCCAGGUAGAGAGGAGGUCGUCAUCAUUAAAAGGUGGAGCCACCCCCAGACCACCGCUCCGCCGCCCCCUCAGCUUGGAGAUGACGCCCCAGCGCCUGCGAGGGUCUCAGGAGCAGAUGGUGGACAGGCGGAUCGUGCAGCCUCCUUGGCGUAGCGGUUCUGCUGCCCCAUCACCCCCAGCUCGCAGCCUGACCAGCCCCAGCCUUGGGGCAGGAGGCUGGAUGCGCCGCAGUGAAAGCACUUGCUCAGUCAACUACUCCCUGGGGCUGCGGGGCGGCAAGGGGCAAAUGCGACCUGCUACCUCCCUGCCACACAUAGCUAAAGGGGUUGGUAGCACGUCGCUGCCUACGCCUUCCAGGCCAUGUCUGCUGGUCGCCCUCAGACCUCUUAACCUGGAGCAGGAGAAGGAGGCUUUCUUCCAGUCCGACUACAAGUACGAGCCUCAGUUUGAGUACGCCCAGCCUGAGCCGAGGAGUGUGCUGGAGAAGUACAGGGAGGGCUCAGGCCUCUUCCUCGAACAGGCGGUUGGAAUCAUGGAGUGCGUGCUGAGGAAGUUUAGCUCCUAUGAGAACUUUGAGGAGGUGACGGGGGGCAGCGUGCUCCCUAAGAGUCAGGUCUGGGCUGCUGUACGCAAAUACCUGCAGAAAGAAGGCUGUGUGGGAGAGGUUGUGGUGCGUCUGUCUGACGAGCUGCUGUCUCAGGCGGUGAUGGUGGUGGAGAGCUGUCGUCCCACUCUGACCAUUAACCUGGCCGGGGCUCGGCAGCACUGGCUGGAGGGGAUGCUGAGACACGAGAUAGGCACACAUUACCUGCGAGGCGUCAACAACAACCUGCAGCCGUGGGCCACCACAGAAGGCAGGAAGCAGUUCGGCCUUAAACCGGCCAAUCCCACGGAGGAAGGCCUAGCCAGCCUGCACAGCGUGUUGCUACGGAAGCAGCCCUACCUGUGGCGCGCGGCUCUCCUCUACUACACCGUGUACCACGCCACCAGCAUGAGCUUCAGCCAGCUCUUCAGUCACAUCGCACGCUUCGUCCAGGACCCAGACGUCCGCUGGGAGUACUGUCUGAGAGCCAAGAGGGGACAGACGGACACCUCACAGCCCGGUUGCUUCAGUAAAGAUCAGGUUUAUCUGGACGGGAUCCUGAGGAUUCUUCGCCAUCGACGCUCCAUCGACUUCAAGAUGUUGACUUCUUUAGGCAAGGUGUCUUACGAAGACGUGGAGAGGCUGCGACAUCUGGCGGUGUUCCCCAGGACUAGGAUCCCGCACUUCAUGCGCGACCCGGAGAGGUACCUGCAACAUCUGGAUCACAUCGUCGCCGUCAACGAGCUGGACGACUCGGCGCUGCAGCAUCUGCUGCCCUGACCGCUCCCCCCGUGCCAUCUGGAGCCCAGAAGAAGAAGAAGAAGAAGAAGUGGAGGAUGCUGGUACAUGGGACUGUAUCAUGUGGUGCCCAGAAUCUCACGUCAAAUAUCCAGUAUUACUGAUGCUUUAUUUGAGCAAUUGUUUUUGUAAAACUUGAACAAAAAGGGACAAACACACUAACACCUCUAUCUACAUUAUCACCUUUGUCCAAUGCAUGUCUAUGUGGCUUUUUCACAGAGCCUAGUACAGUUCAAGUGCCCCCCCCCCUCCCCUUUGCCUUUACUCCCAUUAUGAAGUUACCUCAAUACUGCAACUCUACGCUAUAACCAACAUUAUAUAUGUAGACUCAUACAUAAUCACUGCACCCGACGCCUGUACAGGGCACUGCUAACACGUCGUGUACAGCUUUUAACAUUCAUAAUCACACGCUUUAUUUAUGCAAGUAUUUAAGUUUUUUACUUUGAGAGAACAGACUGAAUGUCUCUGGUAUUAGCUUUAUACCUUUUUUUUUUCUAGACAUUUUUUUAUGCCUUAGAUUGUUUGCAUUUUAAAAAGGACACCAAGGACACGUUAUUUAAGCCCUGGGGAAGUGACAACUGAGGCCAUGAAUCUUUAAAAUAUCAAGUGCCAGUGGACUCAGUCAGAUAUUAAAAUAUUCCCCAGGGAGGUUUUUAAAAUAUCAGUGUUAUUAAGAAGAUAAUCAGCUGUGUUGUUUCUGUCUUAUCAGUGUCCUUGGUGGUCUUUGGAUAUCAGUACGCUACUGUGAUGUGACCCGUCCCCGAGCUCCCACCUCCCGGCGCGGCAGCCAGUUUUCUUUUUGCUACGUUAAAGGGACAGUUCAACAUUCUGGGAAACAUGCGUAUUAUCUUUGUUCCCUGAGAGUUCGAUGAGAAGAUCGGUGCCUCUCUCGUGCAUGUUCGUUCAGUGUGUAGCUGGAGACGGCGUGAAGCUCAGCUCAGUUCUGUUUCGCCUCCUCCCAACAAUGAUUGAUUGUUUAAUCAUAGAUUAGAAACUCGGCUGAGGCGCAAACUUUAGACUUCUCUACAUGUAAAACAAUAGAAAACCAAAAUGAAACAGGAACUGGAACCACGGGGCGGCUGUGGCUCAGGAGCUGGAGCAGGUCGUACACUAAUCAGAAGCUCCUCCUCCGCAUGUCGAAGUGUCCUUGGGGAAGAUACUGAACCUCAAAUUGCCUGUUCCAUCAGUGUGUGAAUGGGUGAAUGCGGCAUCCAAUGUGGCUUUGAGUGGUCGACAAGACUAGAAAAGUGCUAAACAGUCCAUUUAUAACUUCUGGGUUCUGCUCCUGAAGUAAGAAAACCUAGUUCAAAAUCCACUGACACUUUAAACUUCAUCCAUGAAACACAGACUGUGUUACAUGUGUUUUAAACAAGGACGUUAGUGUUUUUGGAAAAUGAUCUAACAUUGUUGAUUAUUGGAUAUUUUCAGUGCAUGAGUGAGUUGAAGUUAUGACAUCUAUACUAACAGCAGCACAGAGACGACUGAAGUGCAGAAGUUUUUAGAAAGUUGAAAAUGACUUUUAGAAGAGAGUUGGUGAGUUUUAUAGAUAUGGACAAAAAAAAAAAGUUACAAUGCUGCACCUGCACUGCCAUGUUUGUAGUUUUUUUUUUUUUUAUGUGGUCACAAAAUAAUCAUAACUGACCGUACAUUAGUUCAUGUUACAGGUUACAGUUUAUGUUAAAAUGUGUAUCAACACUGAAGAGUCACCUUGAAAGAAGAGAGAAAGUGUUAAAUCAACUUAGGGAACGAUUGUUUGCUUAAUUAGCCAGUGAGCUGCAACUCAUUAAAUCUGCCGGUAUCGUAUCAAAAAGGUUCGAUAUCAGUUCUGAUGCCGAUACCGAUUGUUAACCAUCCUUCUUUGCUUUGUUGCCUCUGCCUAAUAUCAAGGACUCAUUGUUUCAAAAAUGACUGAGGAUUUUGAUACUAAAGCGGUUUUCAUUAUAAACUGUGUAAGUGCUAAGCUUGACAAAUAGUGUGGUACAUAACUCCCUGUGAAAUGUCCAAUUGUGGUGUUUACAUUUCGAACAGAGCCAGGUUAGCUGUUUCCCCUUGUUUCCGGUCUCUAUGCUAAGCUAACGGCUGCUGGCUGUAGCGUCAUAUUCAACUGACGGAUGUGAGACUGGGAUCUUCUCAUUUAACAUCGCCACAGUUUCUCCAAAAUGUGAAACUGUUCCUUUUAACAUGAUGAAAAAGUGCCUGAGUGGCAUCUUUAAUACACUGCUGGGCUUUUUGUGACGCAGCCAAACUCCAGCCAGUCGUCUUCCAUCCUCACCCAGACUCGAGUCGCUGGCUGAGGAGGAAGCGGGGGUGUUGUGGGCGUGCCUUCGAUGGGUGUCGAGCUCAUCUGCUGUAGCUAGCCGUGUGUUUGUAGGCUGCUUUUUACUGUGUUUGACACUUCAAACUUCAGAUGUCAGUCAGGGCAUUCAUUAUGGGCCACGUUGUCUGUGAGCUGAAUUAACACUGACAGACUGAAAAAACUAAUCACAGCAAAAAGGACGUGGGCUGACCAGCAUCAGCUGGUUCAGCAGUCCCAGUUUUUAACUUAAACACUCAACCAAAAUGUGAACUCCACUUCUAUGAUGCAUUUUAAAUACUUGGAUUUGAAGUUUAACGUGUGAUUGACAUUUACUCUGCUGUGUUUACAAUUUUAGCCAUUUGAUGAAGCAGAUACGUUUUAAAUUCGUCUGCUGACCUCAUCAACCUGGGCCCUAAACGAAUGCACCUAUUUGUAACGCACGAAUGUUGCACAAGUGUUUUAUGUUCUGGAAAACAUCUUGAUUUUCCAGGUUAUUUAUUAAAAAGUACACACACUUGA
Molecule: messenger RNA, 4676 nt
Organism: Seriola aureovittata
Lineage: Eukaryota; Metazoa; Chordata; Actinopteri; Carangiformes; Carangidae
Product: kiaa0895l
Exons: 7
Coding region: 269-1843 (524 amino acids)
Source: RefSeq, a predicted model, not a curated record